Messenger RNA from Medioppia subpectinata, 1184 nucleotides. Lineage: Eukaryota; Metazoa; Arthropoda; Arachnida; Sarcoptiformes; Oppiidae. The record is from the annotation of a GenBank genome assembly.
CAUAUUUAUGCGCGAAUUCCUGAACACAAGAUCUAUGGACUGUUGGGUCCGAGCGGUGCGGGAAAGACAACUCUUUUGCGUCUAAUAUUGGGUCGACUAAAGGCUGAGAGCGGCUCUAUUAGAGUGUUUGACUCUCAACCCGGUGUCCAGAAUCCCGUCACUGGCUACCCAUAUUUAGAAGAGACCCGCCGGGAGACGGGAGCCGUACCUUUAUUUCUGAAAACUCCCGGGCAACCGGAAGCUUGUGGCAACCCUAACUGUACUCACCUGAUAUAUACAAGAGGAUUGUUAUCAUCAAUACUACAACUUCCGGAAGAGAAUCAAUUAAUAUCGCAACUAUCGGGUGGUCAACAAAAGCGUGUGUCUCUCGCUCUGGCAUUUUUAAACAAUCCUAAACUUGUGAUAUUAGAUGAGCCGACUGUGGGUACAGACCCUCUGCUUGGGAACAGUAUUUGGAAAUAUCUGCACAAUUGUUGCGCUGAAGGCGUGAGUGUUGUAAUAGUGACCCAUUAUAUAGAAGAGGCGGCUUUGGCUCAUACGGUGGGCAUUAUGAGGAACGGCACUCUUCUCGAAGAGGGAUCUCCUAAUGAUCUGCUUCUUAAGUAUAGGGAAACCAAUUUAGAAAAUAUCAAAGCGGCCGUAUUUAAUGACGAAGAGAAGCCUAAUUAUAGUUUGCGAUUAUUAAACUCAAUAAAACAAGUGGACGCUUAUUAUGUGGAGCCCAUAAACUAUACAUCUCUAAGCUCUGCGAUUGAAUCGGUAGACAAAGGCUACGUUACGGCUGCGCUUUGGUUUGAUAGAGACUAUACAAACGCUUUGGAUAUGAGGAUUGCCGGCGCACAGGACCCGGAUAUUGACAACCAGACACUUAGUGAAAGUAACUCAUUGAGACUCACGUUAUACGAACUGAUGGGAGAUAUUUAUAUGGAAAAGAAUUUGAGUCGAAUUGAAGCGCCUCUAAAAGUUGUGGAGACUAUAUAUGCAGAAAAUUCUAAAUUAUCCGACUUUUUACUCCCGGGUUAUCUCAUUUCAUUCAUGUUUCCCUCUCAUCUCAGCUUCUCAUACAAGAGCGAAAAGACGGACUCUUUGAACGCUCAUUGGUUGCGGGAGUCGGACAUCAAUUAGUCUUUAUAUCACAUUUUGUCACCAAUUGUCUCAUGUCUUUCAUUCAAAUCAUUUUAAUG